Molecule: messenger RNA, 1011 nt
Organism: Solenopsis invicta (red fire ant)
Lineage: Eukaryota; Metazoa; Arthropoda; Insecta; Hymenoptera; Formicidae
Gene: Prosbeta1
Product: proteasome subunit beta type-6
Exons: 5
Coding region: 118-813 (231 amino acids)
Cellular component (GO): proteasome core complex
Molecular function (GO): threonine-type endopeptidase activity
Source: RefSeq, a predicted model, not a curated record
GGGAUUCCAGCCUUAGUGUAUUAUAGAAGUCUGUGGCCGAUUGUGAUUUGAUGUAUUUAUAGUCCGCAGUCCGCAGUGUGUAAAAGUUUGACAGUUAAAUUGUAGAUUUUACGAAAAAUGGCUUAUUCAAAUAAUAUUCUUCAAUCACACGCAACUGCAGUUUCAGAAUACAUGGUAUCAGAUUGGCUUAAUUCAGAACAAAGCACAGGGACGUCAAUCAUGGCGUGCGAGUUCAACGGUGGCGUUGUAAUAGGUGCCGAUUCUCGGGGUACAACAGGAGCCUACGUCUCUAAUCGUUUUGCUGAUAAAUUGACGAGAGUGACAGAUUAUAUUUAUUGCUGUCGUUCCGGCUCUGCGGCAGACACUCAGGCGAUUGCUGACAUUGUGGCUUAUCAUUUGGGAUUGCAUCAGAUGGAACUUGGAACGCAACCCUUGGUAGAGACCGCUGCGAACGUAUUCCGUGAAAUAUGCUACAAUUACCGAGACUCUCUAAUGGCUGGAAUCCUAGUUGCAGGAUGGGACAAGCAAAAGGGUGGUCAGGUCUAUAGUAUUCCAAUAGGCGGUAUGUGCGUCAGACAGCCGAUUUCAAUUGGUGGUUCUGGUUCAACGUAUGUGUACGGCUACGUGGAUGCUCAAUUCAAGUCUAAUAUGUCAAAAGAUGAAUGCCUCAAGCUAGUGGAGAACACACUCGCAUUAGCCAUGGCUCGUGAUGGUAGCAGCGGCGGUGUGAUAAGAACAGGCGUGAUCACAGAGAAGGGAAUUGAGAGAAAAGUUAUAUUAGGCAACGAAUUGCCGCGCUUUUAUGAAGGUUGAUGAUUAUUAUCGUUCGACGCGAUACAUUUAAUGUAAACUAUGUAUUUAUAAAAAUUUUUUGAAUACAAUGCCGCAUUUGCUAAUUAAAAUUAAAAGAACAGUUAUAAUUUUCUUCUCUCGUUUUUUGAUGUUUAUCCUGAGAUUAUAGUAUAGAUAUUUUAACAUGUAAUGAAAUAUAAAAAUAUUGGAAAUUUUCAA